Mus musculus (house mouse) is the source of this 2152-nucleotide messenger RNA. RefSeq names its product predicted gene, 51522. Lineage: Eukaryota; Metazoa; Chordata; Mammalia; Rodentia; Muridae. The transcript has 2 exons. The coding region runs from base 489 to 1739 and encodes 416 amino acids. The record is from RefSeq and is a predicted model, not a curated record.
CCAAAUUUGCCAGAAACAGGUCAAGUAUCUGGGGUAUCUUCUAAAAGAGGGUCAGAGAUGGCUGACUGAGGCCAGAAAAGAGACUGUGAUGGGGCAGCCUACCCCGAAGACCCCUCGACAACUAAGGGAGUUCCUAGGGACGGCAGGCUUCUGUCGCCUCUGGAUCUCUGGGUUUGCAGAAAUGGCAGCCCCCUUGUACCCUCUUACCAAAACGGGGACUCUGUUUAAUUGGGGCCCAGACCAGCAAAAGGCCUAUCAAGAAAUCAAACAGGCUCUUCUAACUGCCCCCGCCCUGGGAUUGCCAGAUUUGACUAAGCCCUUUAAACUCUUUGUCGACGAGAAGCAGGGCUACGCCAAAGGCGUCCUAACGCAAAAACUGGGACCUUGGCGUCGGCCGGUGGCCUACCUGUCCAAAAAGCUAGACCCAGUGGCAGCUGGGUGGCCCCCUUGCCUACGGAUGGUAGCAGCCAUUGCCGUUCUGACAAAAGAUGCAGGCAAUGCUCCUAGAUACGGACCGGGUUCAGUUCGGACCGGUGGUAGCCCUAAACCCGGCCACGUUGCUCCCCCUACCGGGGAAAGAGCCUCACCAUGACUGCCUCGAGAUCUUGGCCGAGACACACGGAACCAGACCGGACCUCACGGACCAGCCCCUCCCAGACGCUGACCACACCUGGUAUACAGAUGGAAGCAGCUUCCUGCAAGAGGGGCAACGUAGGGCUGGAGCAGCGGUGACCACCGAGACCGAGGUAAUCUGGGCCAAGGCAUUGCCAGCCGGGACAUCCGCCCAGCGAGCUGAACUAAUAGCACUCACCCAAGCCCUAAAGAUGGCAGAAGGUAAGAAGCUAAAUGUUUAUACUGAUAGCCGCUAUGCCUUUGCUACCGCCCAUGUCCAUGGAGAAAUAUAUAGAAGACGUGGGUUGCUGACCUCGGAAGGCAAAGAAAUCAAGAACAAAAACGAAAUCUUGGCCUUACUGAAAGCUCUCUUCCUGCCCAAGAGACUCAGUAUAAUUCACUGCCCCGGGCAUCAGAGGGGCAAUAGUGCUGAGGCUAGGGGCAACCGAAUGGCAGACCAGGCAGCCCGGGAGGCAGCCCUAAGAACUGAUAUAGAGACCUCCACCCUUCUCAUAGAGACCUCCGCUCCGUACACCUCCAGCUUUUUCCACUACACCGAGACAGAUAAAAGAGACCUGGACACUCUGGGAGCUGCCUACGAUGAGACAAAACGGUACUGGGUCUUUCAGGGCAAACCUGUGAUGCCCAGUCAAGACACCUUCGAACUUUUGGACUUUCUUCACCAACUCACCCACCUCAGUUACCAAAAAAUGAGGGCGCUUCUGGACAGAAAAGAAAGCCCCUAUUACAUGCUAAACAAAGAUAAGAUCCUCCACGAGGUGGCGGAAUCAUGCCAAGCUUGUGUCCAAGUAAACGCCAGUAAAGCUAAGGUCGGUCCCGGGGUGCGAGUAAGAGGACAUCGACCAGGCACCCAUUGGGAAAUUGACUUUACUGAAGUCAAGCCCGGACUGUACGGGUAUAAGUAUCUUCUGGUCUUUGUGGACACGUUUUCUGGGUGGGUAGAGGCCUUCCCAACCAAACACGAGACCGCCAAAGUUGUGACCAAAAAGCUUCUAAAAGAAAUAUUUCCAAGGUUUGGAAUGCCCCAGGUAUUGGGGACUGAUAAUGGGCCUGCCUUCAUCUCCCAGGUAAGUCAGUCGGUGGCCAAGUUACUGGGGAUUGAUUAGAAACUGCAUUGUGCUUACAGACCCCAGAGUUCAGGUCAGGUAAAAAGAAUGAAUAGGACAAUCAAGGAGACUUUAACCAAAUUAACGCUUGCGACUGGCGCUAGAGACUGGGUACUCCUACUUCCCUUGGCCCUCUACCGAGCCCGUAACACUCCGGGACCCCAUAGAUUAACUCCGUAUGAGAUCCUAUAUGGGGCGCCACCGCCCCUUGUCAACUUUCAUGAUCCUGAAAUGUCAAAGUUUACUAAUAGCCCCUCUCUCCAAGCCCACUUACAGGCCCUCCAAGCAGUACAACGAGAGGUCUGGAAGCCACUAGCUGCUGCCUAUCAGGACCAGCAAGACCAGCCAGUGAUACCACACCCCUUCCGUGUCGGUGACACUGUGUGGGUACGCCGGCACCAGACUAAGAACUU